AGUUAUUAUUACUAAUAAAAUUAAACUAUAAUUGUUUGAAUAGUCAGUGAAAGAAAAGAUAGAAAAUAAAACAAUUAUUAUAUAAUCGACAACAACAAAAAUGACAUCAAAUACUGAUUUCUACGAUGAAGUGAGAAAUUCGCGAAACUUUUCGGGAAAAGUAGUAUUGGUUACGGGAUCGGGUAGUGGUAUCGGUUCAGCAAUUGUUAAACUAUAUUCAGCACUGGGAGCUAAUGUAGUCGUCACCAGUAGAUCGGCAGAUGCUGUACACAAAGUGGCUGUCGAUUGUCAACAAUUGUCGCCUAAAAAACUUAAGCCAUUGGAGGUGAUCGCAGAUCUAACCAAAUCGGAUGAAUUGAAACAAUUGUUGAAUAAAACUAUCGAAACAUUUCAAAGAUUAGAUAUAUUGGUCAACAAUGCCAGUGGACUACCCGUAACACUCGUAACUGAUCCGAAAUUUAUGGAUAACUUGAAGUCAACCGAAACACUUGAUAUCAAUGCCACACUAUUGUUAACACAACUGGCCAUACCUUAUCUGGAGAAAACCAAUGGCAAUAUUAUUAUGAUUACAGCAAAUCUAACUGAAAGACCAUUUAGAGGAUAUCUUAGUUAUAUAAUUGGUAAAAGUGCAUUGGAGCAAUCAACCAAGGUACUAUCUAUUGAAUUGGGCAAUAAAGGCAUACGUGUUAACUCAGUCAGUCCCGGUGGUAUUGAUUCUCAUCCGGGAACUUAUGAUCAAACAUUUCUAGACAUAUUAGCUAAGACAGCAAAACGGACGCCAUUGGCCAGAGUAGGCCAACCCCACGAUAUUGCCGCAGCUGUUGUAUUCAUGAGCUCAUCGGACGCCCGAUUCAUAACCGGUCACAGUUUGGUAGUCGACGGCGGACUUCAAUAUAAUUUGGAUUCAGAUUUUUUGGAAGAUUAUGAAUUAGAAUAG
This is a messenger RNA of Oppia nitens, 937 nucleotides long. Its product is annotated as 7alpha-hydroxysteroid dehydrogenase-like. The record is from RefSeq and is a predicted model, not a curated record. Bases 101 to 937 code for a protein of 278 amino acids. The transcript has 5 exons. NCBI's taxonomy places the organism in Eukaryota, Metazoa, Arthropoda, Arachnida, Sarcoptiformes, Oppiidae.